Drosophila bipectinata is the source of this 1974-nucleotide messenger RNA. It is a transcript of the gene Irp-1A, whose product is annotated as Iron regulatory protein 1A. The record is from RefSeq and is a predicted model, not a curated record. Gene Ontology annotation, molecular function: iron-responsive element binding; aconitate hydratase activity; 4 iron, 4 sulfur cluster binding. Gene Ontology annotation, biological process: tricarboxylic acid cycle; citrate metabolic process. Gene Ontology annotation, cellular component: cytosol; mitochondrion. NCBI's taxonomy places the organism in Eukaryota, Metazoa, Arthropoda, Insecta, Diptera, Drosophilidae.
CCAUCUGGCCACACUGAUUGCCUUGUUUUUGUCCAAUUCUCCAUCAUGUCCUCCAGCGCCAAUCCUUUUGCUCAAUUUGAGGAAUCGUUCACCAAAGACGGCAACGUCUACAAAUACUUCGACCUGCCCUCCAUUGACAGCAAAUAUGAUUCCCUUCCAUUUUCUAUUCGCGUUCUGCUGGAAUCCGCAGUGCGUAAUUGCGACCUCUUCCACGUUCUAGAAAAAGACGUGCAGAGCAUUUUGGGAUGGACCCCUGGCCUGAAACAAGGAGCCAAUGACGUGGAGGUGUCGUUCAAGCCGGCACGUGUUAUUCUACAGGAUUUCACUGGUGUCCCCGCCGUGGUAGACUUUGCCGCCAUGCGAGAUGCCGUCCGGCAGCUGGGCGGCAAUCCCGAGAAAAUCAAUCCCGUCUGUCCCGCCGACCUGGUCAUUGACCACUCCGUGCAGGUUGAUUUCGCCCGCACCUCGGAUGCCCUGUCCAAGAAUCAGUCCCUGGAGUUUGAGCGCAACAAAGAGCGCUUCACAUUCCUCAAGUGGGGAGCCAGAGCCUUCGACAACAUGCUGAUCGUGCCCCCUGGGUCCGGCAUAGUGCAUCAGGUUAACCUGGAGUACUUGGCGCGUGUAGUUUUCGAGAGCAAUGAAGCCGAUGGUUCGAAAAUCCUGUACCCGGACAGCGUCGUGGAGAAACUGGGCUUCGAUAUCGUCGGCUACGGGUGCAUGACCUGUAUUGGAAACUCUGGUCCUCUGGAUGAAAAUGUUGUGAAUACCAUCGAAAAGAACGGAUUGGUUUGCUGUGGUGUCCUUUCGGGCAACCGGAAUUUCGAAGGACGCAUCCAUCCCAAUACGCGAGCCAACUACCUCGCUAGUCCGCUGCUGGUGAUAGCCUAUGCCAUCGCCGGACGAGUGGACAUAGAUUUUGAAACAGAGCCGCUGGGAGUGGAUUCAAAUGGCGAAAAUGUGUUUCUCCGCGACAUCUGGCCUACCCGAUCUGAAAUUCAAGAUGUGGAGCGAAAGCAUGUUAUUCCAGCCAUGUUCCAGGAAGUUUACAGCAAAAUCCAGCUGGGCUCACAGGACUGGCAGACGCUGCAGGUUUCAGAUGGAAAAUUGUAUCCUUGGAGUGAGGCAUCUACAUACAUCAAGCGGCCUCCCUUUUUUGAGGGCAUGACGCGAGAGCUGCCUAAGCUGAGCAGUAUUGCUAACGCCCGUUGUCUUCUCCUGCUGGGAGACUCUGUGACCACCGAUCAUAUCUCGCCGGCGGGAUCCAUUGCUCGGAGGUCUCCUGCAGCGCGUUACUUGGCGGAGCGUGGGCUCACGCCGCGAGACUUUAAUUCCUACGGAUCCAGGCGUGGCAACGAUGCAGUUAUGGCUCGAGGAACCUUUGCAAACAUUCGACUCGUCAACAAGCUCGCCUCCAGAACAGGUCCCACCACUUUACACGUUCCCAGUGGCGAGGAGUUGGACAUUUUCGACGCGGCGGAGAAGUACCGAAGUGAGGGCACUCCUCUGGUUCUGGUUGUUGGCAAGGACUAUGGAAGUGGCAGCUCCAGAGACUGGGCCGCCAAGGGACCGUUCCUUCUGGGCAUCAAGGCCGUGCUUGCCGAGUCCUACGAGCGCAUUCACCGCUCCAACCUGGUGGGUAUGGGCAUUAUCCCUCUGCAGUUCCUGCCAGGGCAGAACGCCGAAACUCUGAAGCUGAGUGGCCGCGAGACCUAUAAUAUCGACCUGCCUAGCGACUUAAAGCCCGGCCAGCGCAUCCAGGUGGAGGCCGAUGGAAAUGUUUUCGACACCACGCUGCGCUUCGACACGGAGGUGGACAUUACCUAUUUCAAAAACGGUGGAAUUCUGAACUAUAUGAUCCGCAAGAUGCUGGAUUAACCAACGCAUUUUCAAGCAAUUUUAUUCCAUGUGCAUUUCAAUGUAAAUGUUAUUUUUUAUUUUAAUAUGAAAUAUUAUAUUUGAGUUUUUGUUUGGUAA